Messenger RNA from Juglans regia (Persian walnut), 1884 nucleotides. RefSeq names its product formimidoyltransferase-cyclodeaminase-like. Lineage: Eukaryota; Viridiplantae; Streptophyta; Magnoliopsida; Fagales; Juglandaceae. Gene Ontology annotation, molecular function: folic acid binding; transferase activity. The record is from RefSeq and is a predicted model, not a curated record. The coding region runs from base 89 to 997 and encodes 302 amino acids. The transcript is spliced from 3 exons.
UUCAAGAGAUAGCCAUAGAGUAAGAGUAUUAUCUCAAAGACUCAAAUCUCUUUCUUUGCAGUCUGUGGCAGGCAGUGAGGAGAAAAAUAUGUCAAAGCUGAUGCUUGCUUGCUGCAAGGUAUACAUAUCUGAAAGCCGGAACAGGGUUGCGUUGGAGACAAUUGAACGAGCAGCCAAGCUAUUCCCGGAAGCUGCCAUUAUCAAUAAGUUUGAAGAUGAGACUUACAAUAGAGUUGGUUACACCCUUGCCUCCAAGUUGCAUCCAAAGCCAUCUUACGAACCAUGUCCUUUGAGAACCGCUGUGCUUGCCAUGGUUAAGGCAGCAUUUGAGACAAUUGACCUUGAGUUGCAUUGUGGAAGUCAUCCUCGACUUGGAGUUGUGGAUCACAUAUGCUUUCACCCCCUGGCAUAUGCUUCAUUGGACCAAACGGCUGGGGUUGCAAAGUCUUUGGCUGCAGAUAUUGGCUGUAGGAUGCAAGUCCCCACUUUUCUAUAUGGUGCUGCCCAUGAGGAGGGGAGAACGCUUGAUUCAAUCAGAAGAGAGCUGGGUUAUUUCAAGCCGAACUCCAGUGGAACUCAAUGGGCUGGGGGGCCGAGGUCAGAGUCCCUGUUGCUAAAGCCAGAUGGGGGCCCAGCUCACAUGAGUGGAGAACAAGGUGUAGUGGUAAUUGGAGCAACCCCGUGGGUUGAUAACUACAAUGUCCCUGUCUUCUCUGCCGACAUUACUGCUCUUCGAAGAAUUGCAAAACGGGUAAGUGAAAGAGGAGGUGGACUUCCUUCAGUACAAGCCAUGGCACUAGCACAUGGUGAAGACGUCACUGAGGUAGCUUGCAAUUUGUUGGAACCAAGUAAAGUUGGAGGAGAUAAGGUUCAGCAAGAAGUCGAGAGGCUUGCAAGGGAAGAGGGCAUGGUUGUGGGGAAGGGUUACUUCACUGAUCUAUCACAGGAAGAAAUAGUUGAAGCUUUCUUAAAGUUGGGUCCUUGCAUGAGCAAAUAGUGACUCAGCAUUACUGGAAUAUUCUGCACUGCAUUCCUAACCAACUCACACCUUGAACGUGCUGGAAUGGAGGAAGAUUCUCGAAUACUUUUGUAACCGAAUACUAGUCUUUUCUUAUCAUUUUCUUUAUGUAAAUAUAGGACAUAUAAUGCCUAUAAAUACUGCACUGUUGUGGUUGUAUAAAGUGUGGAAAAUAUAUACCAAGAGGAGAUGAGUUUGAAUCAGACUUUACCUUUCGUUGAGUCAUUUCUUCGAAUGGUUGUAAUGCUCUGUUUUCUUUACUUCUUCAUGGUAUCACAGAGCUCUUAGGACCUCCGUCACAUGUCAAACAUUAUCACUCCCAGUCUUCAUUGAGAGAAAUGUUUAGCAGAAUGGAAAAAUCCAUAUGCCAGGUGAUUGUCUGCAGUUUCACAUAGCAGUAAACAGAAAAACAGAAAAUUAUAUGUACUUGACCUUGAAAACUACCUGGCAAAAAGUUAUGGACUGAGAUUCUAGUGAGGCCUUUGAUAUGUGCUGUUGACCAAGUACCCAUGGUUUCAUCUGUGCUCGUAUCUCUUCGUUUCUAGUUUCAGUGUCCUUCAUUUAUCCCUGAAAGUGUCGGUAUGUAUACUAGGAUGAGGACCAAAAACUAGCUUUCAGGGAGUUUCAGCAGAAAAUGCGUUAAUCUUGGUGAACAAACACUAUUCCAUAUUGGUGAAGCAACUUGAAUAUUUUUGGAUAGCAUUGAGCAGCAGUCCAUUACAGUUACAGCCCCCCAUAUGUGGCUGAUGCUAAAUUUCAAGGGUUGCUCCUAUUAUCCACCAAUUUUAAACUGGGGCAGCAAUUUAUUGCAUGUGGAGAGAGAGAAUGCUAGACUAAAGCCUCAUUUGUUUUCACAGAUGAGAUGA